UUGCUCAUCGCUGUGAUGUAAUAAUGAACAAUUCUGGAACAUAAUAUAAGUGGAACAUUCACAAUUCACAAUCCUUAGAUGAACACAGCUGCUGUAGUAAACCAGCCAAAUGUCUAAGCUGAAGAGCUAGCAAAACCCCAUUAAAUAUAGCAAGGAAUGAAUGAACUGGAAGAGACAGCCACCUCCACCAAAUUUCAAAGAUGCAACAUGGAGAGGAAAAUGAGUGCUAUGACCUGUACAAUCUUUAACGAGUUACGCCUGGAGGGAAAACUCUGUGAUGUGGUCAUCAAAGUCAAUGGCAUCGAGUUCAAUGCCCACAAGAACAUCCUGUGUGGAUGCAGCUCAUACUUCCGUGCUCUCUUCACAAGUGGCUGGAACAACGUUGAAAAGCGGGUCUACAGCAUUCCUGGUGUGAACCCAGACAUGAUGCGCCUGAUCAUCGAGUAUGCCUACACACGUUCCGUGCCUGUGACUGCGGAGAAUGUGGAACCGCUCCUGGCGGCUGCAGACCAGUUCUGCAUCCUGGGGAUCGUGAGGGCCUGCUGCGACUAUCUGGAGGCCCAGCUCUGUCUGCAGAACUGCAUCGGCAUCUGCAAGUUUGCAGAUUUCUAUUCCUGCCCUGAUCUGCGCCGCCGGGCCUACCUCUUCAUCCUGCACCACUUUGAGAUGGUGCGUUUCUCGGAAGAGUUCAUGGAGCUCUCUCUGGCACAGCUCUGUGACAUCAUCGAAAAGGACGACCUGAAUGUGAAGCAGGAGGAUGUUGUGUUUGAGGCGGUCCUACGCUGGAUCAACCACUCGCCUCAGGACCGCAAGGCCCACGUGUCUGUGCUGCUGCCCAAGGUCCGCAUGGCCUUGAUGACAGCCGACUACUUCAUGAACAACGUGAAGAACAAUACCUUGGUGAAGGACAAUGAUGACUGCAAGCCUAUCAUCAUCAGUGCCCUGAAGGCCAUGUACGACCUGAACAUGAACGGGCCCUCCAACACUGACUUCCGCAACCCUCUGACCCGCCCACGCCUGCCUUAUGCCAUCCUAUUGGCCAUAGGUGGCUGGAGUGGUGGCAGCCCCACCAAUGGCAUUGAGGCGUACGAUGCGCGGGCUGACCGGUGGGUGAAUGUGACCCAGGAGGAGAGCCCUCGAGCCUACCAUGGAGCUGCUUACCUCAAUGGCUUUGUCUACUGUGUGGGUGGCUUUGACAGCGUUGACUACUUUAACAGUGUACGUAAGUUCAACCCUGUCACACGGACCUGGCACCAGGUGGCCCCCAUGCACUCUCGGCGCUGCUACGUCAGUGUGGCGGUGCUGGAUGGCUGUAUCUAUGCUAUGGGUGGCUUUGACGGCUACGUACGACUGAACACCGCUGAGUGCUAUGAGCCUGAGACUAACCAGUGGACCCUGAUUGCACCCAUGCAUGAGCAGAGGAGUGAUGCAAGUGCUACCACACUACAUGGCAAGGUGUACAUCUGCGGUGGCUUCAAUGGGAAUGAGUGCUUGUUCACAGCAGAGAGCUACAGCCCCCAGACCAACCAGUGGACUCUGACCGCCCCCAUGAGAAGCAGGCGCAGCGGUGUGGGGGUCAUCGCUUAUGCGGAGCAGGUCUAUGCGGUGGGCGGCUUCGAUGGGGCUAACCGCCUGCGUAACGCUGAGGCCUACAACCCGCUGACCAACACAUGGCGCACGGUGCCCACCAUGUUCAACCCGCGCAGCAACUUUGGCAUCGAGGUGGUGGACGACCUCCUGUUCGUGGUGGGGGGCUUCAACGGCUUCACCACUACCUUCAACGUGGAGUGCUAUGACGAGAAAACAGAGGAGUGGUACGACGCCCACGACAUGGGCAUCUUCCGCAGUGCCCUCAGCUGCUGCGUGGUGCACGGGCUUCCCAACGUGGCCCAGUAUGCAGCCCCCCGGGACUCCCUCCAGUCCCCCCGGGAAGAACUGAAGCUCUCCGCUUCCAACAGCAUCCUGUCUGUGUGACGCCCCCUCGUCCCUAUCCCCCACCCUGACCCCUUCCUGCCCACCGUAUCCCACCUACCACUGGCAUUUACCAUGCACAAAUAAAUCCACUACUGCUUGUCCCAGAGGAAAUCCCAUAUGCAUAUAUACAUUUCUAUAUUUCUUAUUGCAUCUGCAAGGGUGAUUGUGCUAUUAUUUUCCUACUGUGUUAGAAGGGAAGAUUGACUGUACUGAAUGUGUUACUGUAAUUGGCUCAUGCCCAAUGACUCUGUGCAUAGUACUCAGCAUUGUUGAUGGCCACAUGUAUGUAUGUAGCUUAGUUCCAUAGAAAAUGAUAGAGGCCUCUAGUGGCCAAAAGACUGUUUUAGCAUUGGCAGCAACAUCGAGGUCUUCCAACACUUUAAUGUUGUCA
Messenger RNA from Oncorhynchus tshawytscha (Chinook salmon), 2365 nucleotides. Its product is annotated as kelch-like protein 10. The record is from RefSeq and is a predicted model, not a curated record. Lineage: Eukaryota; Metazoa; Chordata; Actinopteri; Salmoniformes; Salmonidae. The coding region runs from base 157 to 1974 and encodes 605 amino acids. Gene Ontology annotation, molecular function: protein binding. The transcript has 5 exons.